Molecule: messenger RNA, 537 nt
Organism: Protopolystoma xenopodis
Lineage: Eukaryota; Metazoa; Platyhelminthes; Monogenea; Polystomatidea; Polystomatidae
Source: the annotation of a GenBank genome assembly
AUGAUGGUGCCAACCACAGAGACCACAAGAGUGCAGUACUUCCUCGAUCUCUUACUUGAACGUCGACGGCCUGUGAUGCUGGUGGGCGGUGCGGGAACUGGCAAGACGGUUUUGGUGCAGAACACUUUUCUUGGUCUGUCUGAAGACUAUCUGGUGGCGAAUGUGCCAUUCAACUUUUAUACCACCAGUGCCAUGCUGCAAGCGGUGCUAGAGAAGCCACUUGAGAAGAAGGCCGGUCGUAACUUUGGUCCUCCUGGUAGUCGUCGACUCAUCUACUUUAUUGAUGAUCUCAACAUGCCCGAGGUCGACCUCUAUUUUACGGUGCAGCCUCACACUUUGAUUCGACAACAUAUUGACCACUCUCACUGGUACGACCGUAUCAAGCUUAGUCUGAAAGAGAUCAGCAAUACACAGUAUGUGGCCUGCAUGAAUCCCACGGCUGGCAGCUUUACCAUUGAUCCGAGACUUCAAGCUGUCCAAGUGGACGGAUUGUGUGUAGAGGAGGGUGGGUAUACUCUUCAACAUUCCGACGACUAG